UUUCGCCAUGGACCGUCGAAUCCAAGGUCGCCCAUCGAGGGCCUGCCCAUACGCCGCGGGUUUGUCUGCGAUCGCUGCGAUUUCCUCACCGUCAGCUGGAAGUGGCUCAAGGUGCACCGCAAUAGGGAGCACGGGGUAAAGGGGUCCAAGGGUCACGCGGAGCCUCGAUCUAGCGCGAGACUACAGACCUUUUUUACUCGACCUAUGUCGGCCAUUCAUUAUUUCUGCGUCACUGCCUCA
Messenger RNA from Ilyonectria robusta, 240 nucleotides. RefSeq lists its product as uncharacterized. The annotation marks the transcript as partial. The transcript has a single exon. NCBI's taxonomy places the organism in Eukaryota, Fungi, Ascomycota, Sordariomycetes, Hypocreales, Nectriaceae. The record is from RefSeq and is a predicted model, not a curated record.